UUUCACAAAACACUGCAAGUGAUAAUGUAAAAGAGCCCUUUAAAGUCCCACCGUACUGCUUGAGGAAGAGUAUCGAUACAUUUUGUCCUGUAAAUCGAGAAAAGCCCCGUUGCUCGGUGUUGUUUGCCAAGUCUCCACUCUCGGGGACUUGCCUCAGCAGCUGUUCAAGAUGCCACUGAACAAUGAGCGUCCCACCUCCACGUCAACGGUGGCCAGUGAGGACCAGAACAGCGAUACCGAGUCAUCGGAAAGGUGCGACAGCUUGACUUCGUGCAGCGAUGUGGAUUGUUCUCGUCAGAGCUUUACCAGCAAUUCUUCAAGCAAACACAACUCUCCUUCUUGCAGUCCACCAAAACCCCUAACGCUUGAUGAGGUUAUGGCUUCAGCCCGGGACCUGUCUAAUCUGAGCCUGGCUCACGAGAUCGUAGUCAACCAUAAAUUCCACCUUGAGCCUCCGGAACUACCUCAACACAGCUUGGAGAAAAGGGUGAAAGAUAUAGUGCACAAGGCUUUCUGGGAUUGUCUUGAAGGAGAGCUGAACGAAGACCCUCCUGAGUACGAUUACGCCAUUAAACUUCUGGAAGAGAUCAGAGAUACCCUGCUGUCCUUUCUCAACCCUGGUGCAAACCGCCUACGUACUCAGAUCAUGGAGGUUCUGGACAUGGACCUUAUACGCCAGCAGGCUGACAACAAUGCGGUCGACAUCCAGGGGCUUGCUUCCUACAUCAUUAAUACUAUGGGAAAGUUCUGCGCACCGGUCCGAGACGAUGACAUCAAGAAACUCAAGGAAGGCUCUGGGGACAUAGUGAAACUGUUAAAGGAGAUCUUUCGGGUUUUGGACCUCAUGAAAAUGGACAUGGUGAAUUUCACCAUUCAGAGCUUUAGACCCGAACUUCAGAGGCAGUCUGUGGAGUAUGAAAGAGCUAAAUUCCAGAGCAUUCUGGAAAGAACUCCCGGCGCUUUGGAUCACACAACUGAGUGGAUCAAAGCAUCAAUAGAGGAGGCCACUCAGCUCAUGCCCCUGGCUGACAAGAGCGGUGAUUCGGGUAAAGGCAAGAAGUCCCUACCAGGGCCCAUACUGGUUCUUAAUACUGCCUACAUUAAACUGCUCACCUGGGAUGAGAGCAAUGGUCCUCUGCCUGAGACCUUGAUGACAGAUGAAGUGAGGUUGCUGGAAAUGCAGAAGUCUCUUAAGCUCUACCAAGCUGUCGCAUCUGUUCUGCUCAUAGUCUGCAGCUCUAUAGGAGGGCCCGUGUCAAGCCUGCCAGCUCUUGUUGAGAGACUAAAAAAGAUGAUAGCGGUGCUGCUGGAGGGAAUGCAUGGCACAGAAUUCAACCUGACUGAAUCUCUCGGAAAUGUCAGUGAUCUGAUCUGUUGUGAGAUCAACAAGUCACUGGGAGAAAGAAACUUCCCUUUUCUCCCCGUUGAACUCCAGGGUACUCUGAAAAGCUUGAUCUGUGAUGUCGCCCUGGAGAAUAACCCAAUGCGCACUCUUGUUGAGGCGAGAGUGCAGCAGUAUUUCAGGGUGGUCCUCGCCUCUACCAGUUCACACAGGGCACCCACUCCCGUCCCACCAGGGUUGGGCCUGAUUCAACAGGAGCUCAGGGCCCUGGGGGCGAGUUUUUCCAACCUUGUCAACUACAACAAAAAGGUUUACACACCUUUCUACAUCAGCAUCCUGAAGACGCUCCUUUUUGACAUGCAGGAGCCAGGGGCCAAUCCUCAUAUCACACACCAGCCCAAUGGAGUCCAAAUGAGUAAAUAGAGGUUGUGGAUGCCAGAUAUUUCACUUAUGUGUUUAGUAAAGAAUAAGAUGUAUAAUAAUAUACCAAGUUUCAGAUUCAACUGCAGUACAAAGAAGACUGAAGAACAUGUCCUAUGGUGCUGAAAAUGGGAAAUGAUUGAUUUUGAUUGUAAGGAUAACUUUGUUACGAAGAAACUGUUCCUUGCCAAGUAUUUUUGCAUCUCUAACUGUGGUUCUUGCCUGACAGUGUUACUGCAGUACAUAUAGUAUAUUGACAAAUAAAGUUUUUGUGCAGGGCAAAAAAAACAAUUCUAUACUUAAAAUUGUUAAAGGCAGAGAGCCAAAAUAGGCUAAAAUAUUUGCAUAGAGAAAAAAUAUUAGUAAACGAAUUUGCUUCGAGAUACCAGUGUGUUAUCCGAUGACUAUUUUCCAACAUAAUGUUUAAUUAUCAUUAAAAAUAUGUUCAUCAGAUCAUGAAAAUCAGUGACAAUGGAAAAUAAUAGAUUUUGUUUGUAAUACAAUAGUAUCGUAUUUCUAUUGUCAACCAUGUUUAAGCUUUGAAACUUUAAAAUUUUGUAUAAAAAGGAAAAAACCUGAAUUGACAAAGACAGGGACAGGGACAGUCCGGAUCUCCGUUUAUUUAAUUUCCUUAACACGUCCAAUGUUAAAUUUGGUUUUGCUAUUGAAAGUGUUAUUAUCAGAGGAUCUGCAUGUUUUCCUUAUUUAUCCUUUUUCUUUUUAAACGGCACGUUUUGAAAAAAAUACGAAAAGGUUUUGUAUGAUGUUUGUAUGUUCUUGUGCUUUGGUUACAGGCAUGUUUGUUUAUAAUAAUUUAGGGAAUUGUCUUCAUAUGUUACUCUUUAGUAAAGUUCUGUUGAUGGGUUUUUAGCUAUUAUAUUGUCUGUUUUAGAAAUAUCUUUUUUGGCCAUUUUGAUAGGCAAUUGUUGCACCUUUUCAAUUUGUUUGUUUACCAUGUUUAAGAAUCCUUUUAAAAACAUAUUUGAUGUACCUUGACAAACACUGAAGAAAAUAAAGUGUGAAACUUAAUUUUGA
Molecule: messenger RNA, 2797 nt
Organism: Triplophysa dalaica
Lineage: Eukaryota; Metazoa; Chordata; Actinopteri; Cypriniformes; Nemacheilidae
Gene: tcp11l2
Product: t-complex 11, testis-specific-like 2
Exons: 10
Coding region: 170-1765 (531 amino acids)
Biological process (GO): signal transduction
Source: RefSeq, a predicted model, not a curated record